Messenger RNA from Fusarium sp. VM40, 804 nucleotides. The record is from the annotation of a GenBank genome assembly. NCBI's taxonomy places the organism in Eukaryota, Fungi, Ascomycota, Sordariomycetes, Hypocreales, Nectriaceae.
AUGCAGCCCGAUCCUCUCAAAGGGCCUCUGUGCACCAGACCCUCUUUCACCAACGACCUACAAAACCUCGGUCUCAAGCGAGGAGACACCGUACUCAUCCACAGCUCUCUAAGCAAGAUAGGUUGGAUUAACGGUGGAGCUGAAGCACUCACCCAAUCUCUUCUCGACGUCCUCACUUCCCAAGGAACUCUUGUUGUUCCCACGCAAACCAGCAGCAAUUCAGAUCCAGCAGGAUGGAUCGCUCCGCCUGUGCCAGAAGAAUGGUGGCAAACCAUCCGCGAUACCAGGCCUGCAUAUGACCCUAGAACCACCAGGACCGAGAGGAUGGGAGCUUUGGCGGAGAUGGUCAGGACCUGGCCAGGUGCAGUGAGAAGUAUGCAUCCGCAAACCUCUUUCAGCGCAAUUGGCACGAGAGCGGAGUUCAUCACUGAGGGACAUGCCCUGGAUAGCAUGCUUGGGGAGAAUAGUCCUCUGGCGCGAUUGGAAGAUCUUGAUGCAAAGGUUCUGCUCCUAGGUGUUGGUUUCGGCUCCUGUACCUGCUUUCACCUAGCCGAGUAUCGGACUGAGAUGUCGAAAGUUGUUACAUCGUUCGCUGUCAUGGAAGAUGGCGCGAGAAAAUGGAAGACUGUGUCGGAUGUCUCGGUGAAUGACGAAGACUUUGUGGAGUUAGGGGACGACUUUCUUAAGACAUGCUCUGUAAGAAAAGGCAAGAUUGGCGCAGCAGACUGCUAUCUGUUUUCGCUGUCCGAGGCGGUCAAGUUUGCUGAGAAAUGGUUGAUUUCCUAUCGGUGCAAGAAAACGUAG